AUGUCUGAAACCAAGACUCUUGAAGCUGGCCAGCAGCUAGUCAAGAAGACGAUGGAUGAAUUGGUGCAACAGAGACAAACAACGGAAAAAGUAACUAUUCAGGCCCGUCAAGAAUUUAGAGAAAGCUUCCAAGAAAGUUACGAAGAAGAGUUCGAAGAAGAGACAUUUAUCGAUCAAUAUGGUAAUGAAACAACUAAAAGGGUGGAAUCAAGCAGCGAAAGCAAAGAACACUCUAGAAGCGCUGAUGUGAAGGUGAAAGCAACUGGUUUGAACGCGGAGCAAGUAAAAGCCCUGACUGACUGUGCCUCUCAAGCUGGGCAAUUGGCGCUCGACUCUAAGCCAGCCAACUAA
This is a messenger RNA of Danaus chrysippus (African queen), 351 nucleotides long. Lineage: Eukaryota; Metazoa; Arthropoda; Insecta; Lepidoptera; Nymphalidae. The record is from the annotation of a GenBank genome assembly.